AAAUUAGAUUUAGAACGACGUUAGAACCAAGUUCUAACGUUACGGGAGGUCAUCCAAUAGUAGGUCUAUCACAAUUUGAACGACGUGGGAUUUAAAUUCUCCCACUGCAUGCACCUACCAUUUCGCUCAGACUGAUCCUCCACUUCAACUUCCAUUCAUCAUGUCAAAAGACCAUAUCAACCAAUCGAGGGAUUCCAGGCCAGUUCUGGCUCCAGAAAUCCGAACACACAGUGAAGCAAUAACUAGUGAAAGCUCUGCCCGACCCCCAAACAAGAUUCAUCGCUUUCUGCGGAAGGUUAGGGACGGUGUUUUAAUCAAGAAGAUUGUUCAGAAUGCCCCUUCUGUUGUGGAACAAGGUACUGAUUCUCAAUCGGUGGACACGGCAAUUCGGAAUGCCCGUGAUGCUGUAGAUCAGAUGAAUACGCGUUUGGGACCUGCGGGACUUGUAGCAUCUGUAGGCCAAAAUGGACUAGUGGAUCUUAACAAGGCAGACAAUUUCGAGGCCACAUAUCUCGAACCCCUCAAGAUAUUCGACUCUGUUAUUGGGACACUCGCGAAUGUACAUCCAUAUGCAAAGAUGGCACUAGGCGUGUUGUCUUGUGCAUCGAAAAUUGUUCUUGCUCAAGUGUAUCGCGAUGAAGCUGUACUUAGCCUUCUCCAGAAGUUGGGUCAAGUUUACGGCUUCAUGACAGAAGACAAGAUGCUUCACCAGAUAUCGUCGAUGCACACUAUCCUUGGACAGGUAUCCCAGCAAACACUUGAAUGUGCCCAUUUUAUCAGGGAUUAUUCGGAGACCAAGCGCUUUUGGGAGAGACUGAAAAAGAAUGUUCUUUCCGAAACAAAUGACACGAUUCAACGGUACAGUGACGCGCUAGAUGCGCUCAUGCAAAAUGCUCGGGACCGGAUCAUUCGGGAUGUAGCCAUCGUCGUUCACCGUACGAAUGACGAAUUGAACCUCAGUGGUAUAAAUUAUGCAGCGGGCGCAGGACUCGAUAGCAGGAAGCGAUGCUUACCAGGGACGCGCACAGAUAUUCUUUCCAAGAUCAUGGAAUGGAUCAACGACAGUAGAGAUGAUGUUCCGCGCGUACUAUGGCUCUCUGGCCCUGCUGGGACAGGUAAAUCAGCCAUUGCUCAUACGAUCGCUAGCUCGUUCAUCGGAGUGGGGGGGACUUGGUUCUUGUUACUGCUUCGAUCGAAAUACCGACCAUCGCCAUGACAAGGUUUUCUCCACCAUCGCACGCGACCUCGCUGACCGUAAUCCGGAGAUGAGACGAGCAUUGGCGGACGCAGUCCAGAAUGCCAAUG
Messenger RNA from Suillus subalutaceus, 1305 nucleotides. RefSeq lists its product as uncharacterized. The record is from RefSeq and is a predicted model, not a curated record. Lineage: Eukaryota; Fungi; Basidiomycota; Agaricomycetes; Boletales; Suillaceae. The transcript has 7 exons. Bases 161 to 1216 code for a protein of 351 amino acids.